AUGUCAAAAUCUUUCUCAGUGUCGGAUCCUACGUGGACAAUACGUUCGGUAGGCCCAAGUGUUGCAUAUCAUACACUUAGUAUUGGUGGAUCACAAAACGAUCUUUUAAUAUUAUGUGGCGGGGAGUAUUUUAACCCAGUACCAGAAAAUCCAUUAUUUUAUUUCAAUACUUCGGAGCAAUCCCCUGAAUGGAUUAAUAUUAGAUUAAUUUUAAAGCCAUUGAGGGAACAUACGGUUGUUACAAGAUUAAGUGAUUCCAUGAAUUAUAUUUAUGGUGGCAUUGAUACAAAUGACCCUGAAGUUUCAGCAAAAGUUCAAUUAAAUGAUUUACUUAAAUUCGAUACAAGACAAAAUCUCUUGAAUGAUUUAUCGGUAGAUCCAAAAUUACCACCAGGAAGAUUUCACCAAACUGCAACAAUCCUUCCUGAUGGAAAAAUGUAUGUAAUUGGAGGGUUUUCCAUAGAUAAGUUGGUAGAAAUGAGUCAAAUUUAUGUUUAUGAUACAAUAAAUGGAGUAUGGGAUGAUGUUCAGCAAACAGUUGGUGGUGCUUUGCCUUUAGCACGUAGAGAUCAUGUAGCAGUAGGAACUCAAGAUGGUAGAGUGAUUAUACAUGGCGGUGUUAAUGUGGAUUACAGUAAACCCUAUAAUGAUAUCGCGAUUUUGGAUACAACCAUUCAACCUUUUACUUGGUUUAUCCCGGAAGUAAAGGGAAAUGUACCACCAGCAAGAUAUUCUCAUACAGCUACAAUGGUUGGAACUAGCAUGUUGAUUGCUUUUGGUGUACUUAGUUCUUCAGAAAAAGGAGAUAUUUUAGAUGACAAUAUUUAUAUCUUCGAUACAGCAACAUACGUUUGGAAAGAUAAUUUUAUCCCAACAACGACCCCAUCCCCAUCCCCAUCACCCUCACCAACAUCCUUACCGCCGUCAAAACUUGGAUUAAUAAUUGGUUUUACAUUAGGAGUAAUUAUACUCCUUUUAUUGGUAUCUUUUGGUUUAUACCGGCUUUAUCGUCGACGGAACAAAAAAUUACCCUAUAUGACAGAAGAACAAGCAUCAAAUCAAGUUCACACUGAUGAACAAACUUCAAAUCAAGUUAAAAAAUUUCUUUGUAUUUAA
This is a messenger RNA of Funneliformis geosporum, 1116 nucleotides long. Lineage: Eukaryota; Fungi; Glomeromycota; Glomeromycetes; Glomerales; Glomeraceae. The record is from the annotation of a GenBank genome assembly.